Molecule: messenger RNA, 2136 nt
Organism: Myxocyprinus asiaticus (Chinese sucker)
Lineage: Eukaryota; Metazoa; Chordata; Actinopteri; Cypriniformes; Catostomidae
Product: uridine-cytidine kinase-like 1
Exons: 13
Coding region: 242-1765 (507 amino acids)
Cellular component (GO): cytoplasm
Molecular function (GO): ATP binding; kinase activity
Source: RefSeq, a predicted model, not a curated record
UGUUCACACAUCAAGGGUUGUGCUGAGAAAACAGAGGCUCAGGUCCGGGUUGAGUCUGCAGAUCUGGCCUGUUAUGCUGGUGUGGCUGCAGCAGGUGUGUGCAUUUUUGUCUCGCCGUUCAGAGUGAUUUAAUGUCCGACCUCUCCAUGACCCGAGCUUUGUACUUUGGCUGUGAUUAUUAGCUGGUUUAUCUGUGUUGGGCCAUUUGAGAUGCGCUGAGAAAGUGACCUUUAUUGCUCAUAUGGAAGGUGGACGUCAGGAUUUCUCAGGAGCUGAUAUGAGCAUGCUUCUUGAAUAUACAGGGGCCAGAAUAUCAGGCUGCUGGGCUCUGCGCACAAAUGGAGGUGGGAGUGGUGAAGACUCUCUGGACAGGCUCCUCCCUCCGGUCAGUGCCUAUCGCAGAAGGAGCAGCACACUGGGUAAAACAGAACCUCCACUGCUCCGCACAGGCACAAGAACCAUCUACACAGCGGGUAGACCUCCCUGGUACAAUGAACAUGGAGCCCAGUUUAAAGAGGCCUUUGUCAUUGGUCUGUGUGGUGGCAGUGCCUCUGGAAAAACUACUGUAGCCAAUAAAAUCAUUGAAGCUUUGGAUGUUCCCUGGGUGGUCCUGUUGUCAAUGGACUCAUUCUAUAAGGUUCUCUCUCCAGAUGAACAAGCUCUGGCAGCUAGUAAUGACUAUAACUUUGACCAUCCAGGAGCUUUUGACUUUGAACUGCUUGUGACCACACUACAGAAACUUAAACAGGGAAAAAGUGUAAAGAUCCCAGUGUAUGACUUCACUACACAUGGACGCCAAAAAGACUGGAAAAACGUCUAUGGUGCCAGCGUCAUUAUCUUUGAAGGCAUCUUAUCUUUUGCAGACAAAGAGCUCUUGCAGCUCAUGGACAUGAAGAUUUUUGUAGAUACAGAUUCAGAUAUUCGGCUGGUACGGAGGCUGAGGAGGGACAUCACAGAGAGGGGGCGGGACAUUGAGGGCAUCAUUAAACAGUACAAUAAGUUUGUAAAGCCAGCCUUUGAGCAGUACAUUGAACCCACCAUGAGACUGGCAGACAUUGUAGUGCCACGUGGUGGAGGUAACAUGGUGGCCAUUGACCUGAUCGUUCAACAUGUUCAAAGCCAGUUAGAAGAGGGCGCUCCUGGCAACAGCUCAUCAGUCUCAGCCUCUCCCUCAGACUCUCAGUGUGUUGGAGAGCACGCCACAGGUGCAAGGCCUUCACACUAUCAUGAGGCGUGCACUGUCCAGACACCACAAGGCCAAGAGUAUGAGGGAUGCAGAUUUAGCGGAAAAGGGAUCACAGGUGUGUCCAUUCUUCGGGCAGGUGAAACCAUGGAGCCUGCUCUGAGAGCCGUGUGCAAGGACGUCCGUAUUGGCAAGAUCCUGAUCCAGACUAAUCUGGACUCAGGGGAGCCAGAGCUGCACUACCUGCGACUGCCCAGAGACAUCAGUGAGGAUCAUGUGAUUUUGAUGGACAGCACUGUUUCCACAGGAGCGGCAGCCAUGAUGGCAGUGAGGGUGUUGCUGGACCAUGAUGUCCAGGAAGACAAGAUUGUAUUGGUGUCACUGCUGAUGGCAGAGUUGGGGGUUCACUCAGUGGCUUACGCCUUUCCACGUGUCAAAAUCAUCACCACUGCUGUUGACAAGAGCCUGGAUGAUCUUCUUCAUGUCAUUCCAGGGAUAGGUGAUUUUGGUGACCGUUACUUUGGGACAGAAUGGAGCGAUGCAGAAGAACAAGAACCUCAAAGCUGCCGAUCAGAGGUUUAAUGCUUUAAUGUUUGUGCAGUCAUCAACCACAAAUGUACACCAGUUACUACAGUAAGUUUGCACAAUAUUAUGGUCAGUGAGGAGCAACACUUUAUUUCAUAGAGUCAACCAGGACCAAAAAGGCUUUGAUAGGUACAAUGUAAUUACAUUUAAACCUAUAAAAUGUCUAUUAUUACUGUAAUUUCUGUAUGUAAACAGAACAGUUUGAUUUGAUGUCUUUGAUGUUAUAAAUGACCUGCUCACUAUCACAAUAGUGUUCACUUUAUAUAUUUCUAAGUACUAGUUUAUACAUUUGUGUAAAUGGUUAGAAUGGCUGGACCCAUUUGGCUGUUUAUUGGUUUUGCACAUUCAGUGUGAAAUAAAUAAACAAA